AUGUCGACAAUCAAAGAAUUAUACGAGGCUUCCCCCGGGCCAUUCGUUUCCCUGGAGUUUUUCCCACCUAAAACUCAGUCUGGGAAACAAAACUUGACAGCACGUAUGGGACGUAUGACAGCGUUGAAUCCGCUGUUUUUGACUGUUACUUGGGGUGCAGGGGGGACCACGGCUCAAAAGACACUAGAUUUGGCUGCUUUGGCUCAAAGAGAGCUUAACAUACCGGUUUGCAUGCAUUUGACAUGCACUAACACGAGCAAAGAGGUUAUUGACCAUGCCUUGAAAGAGGCUCACAAGGCCGAUAUUCGCAACAUUUUGGCACUCAGAGGUGACCCUCCAGUGGGCGAGGAUUGGGAAGAAGGUUCCAACUUCUCUGAUUUCCAACAUGCGGUGGAUCUCGUGCGCUACAUCAAAAGUGAAUACAAGGAUGACUUCUGCAUUGGAGUGGCUGCUUACCCCGAAGGCCAUUGCGAGGGAGAGGCCGAUGUUAUAGACCACAGUGCGGUCAGAGACUUGCCUUUUUUGAAGGAAAAGGUCGAAGCUGGAGCAGAUUUCGUCAUCACACAGUUGUUCUACGACGUUGAAAAGUUCCUGGACUUUGAAAGAUUAUUCCGUGACGAAGUAUCUGCCACGCUUCCUUUGUUUCCGGGACUCAUGCCCAUUAACUCUUACCAGUUGUUCAACAGAGCUUCGAAGCUGUCGCACGCUUCGAUUCCUUCGUCUAUCCUGGACCGCUUCCCCAGCGAGUCCCGUGGCGACGACAACAAAGUACGGGCCAUAGGUGUUGAUGUCAUCUCGGAAAUAGUGGACACCAUCUACACGAGAACCAACGGCAGGAUCAAGGGUUUGCAUUUCUACACGCUAAACUUGGAGAAAGCUGUGGCACAGAUCGUAACCAACUCGCAGUGUCUCUCGAAGAUUUUGGAAGAAGAUAAGGACGAAGACUUGGUGGAUGGGAUAGAGGAAAUAGCGUUAGAAGACUCGGAUAUCAGUGGAAAUGAUAACAUGAAGAAGAGAAGACGUCAAUCUUCUGUACACAACACCGACAGGACCUCAAAUCGAGUGCUGAUCGACGACCAGGACAAGAACAUCAUAGAGGGAAGAGAGCCAUCGGGUGCGCCUUCUAGAAAAGUGGUUCUCUCUAUUUCUCAGGGUUCUGGCAGUCUUGGUAGAGAUGCUACUUGGGAUGAAUUCACCAACGGUCGAUUUGGUGACUCUCGUUCGCCAGCUUUUGGUGAAAUUGAUGGAUAUGGCCCAUCGCUGAAAGUCAGCAGCCAAAAAGCCUAUAAAAUUUGGGGACAACCGCAGCGCUUCCAGGAUAUACAGUCACUAUUUGUUAGGUAUUUGGAGGGAGCCUUGGACGCGCUACCUUGGUCUGACCUUGGCAUAUCGUCCGAAACUGCAUUGAUCCAGGAAGAGUUGAUCCAGCUUAACGAACGUGGUUACCUCACAUUAGCAUCUCAGCCAGCUACCAACUCCACGCCCAGCACUGACAAGAUAUUCGGAUGGGGUCCACGGGGUGGCUACGUAUAUCAGAAGUCGUUUGUGGAGAUGUUUGUGCAUAAGCAACAGUGGGACAACGUAUUAAAACCAAAACUAGACCCAUCUUCACCCAAUGUAAGUUACUACGUUGGAGACUCUAGCGAGGCUUUUUACUCGAGUCUGGACACCAACUGCUCCAGUGUGGUGACCUGGGGUGUUUUCCCAAAUUCAGAAAUCUUGCAAACCACAAGAGUCGAGGAAGAGUCCUUCAAGGCCUGGAGGGAUGAAGCGUUCAGUAUAUGGCUAGAGUGGAGCAAACUGUUCCCUCGAGGAUCCGCGACAAACUCGCUUCUCAGACAGAUACACCGCGAUUAUUAUUUGGUGUCGAUUGUUCAUCACGACUUUAGUCAAUGCGACGCACUAUGGGACUUGCUGUUGGGUUAA
Molecule: messenger RNA, 1926 nt
Organism: Lachancea meyersii CBS 8951
Lineage: Eukaryota; Fungi; Ascomycota; Saccharomycetes; Saccharomycetales; Saccharomycetaceae
Source: the annotation of a GenBank genome assembly